AUGCCAAAACAACAGAAAACGCAAAAACGAAAGAAGUACCAAGUCGACGAAUUAGUCGAAACGAUGGAGCAAUUACCACCUAACACGUUUUUGUACAAAAAGGAACAAAUACCACCAAAACUAAAGAAAAUCUUUGAGUUACAACAAGUCUUUCCAGAUUGCCCAGAAGAAGUUUUAGAAGUUUUACUCGAAGAAAACGAUAUGGACGUUAACAAAACGGCGGACGUUUUGUUCACACAACAAGCUUCGUAUGACCCGGCGGUAUUCUCCGUGCCGCAAAAACCGAUGAAGAAACUUAAAACGGAAAGUGAGCGAUGUGAAGGCCGUUGGGCGAAAUACGGGCAAAAAAUACGAGAAGAAACUUUAAAAACAUCACCAGAACUUUUAGAAGAAAAUUCGAAAGAACAAUUCGAUGAUGCAAUAGACGAAAACGAAAUUAAAAGACCGACAAUGGCGGAUAAAAUGAAGCUGAGGUAUUUGAAUGAUAUCUUCAAUGGAUAUACCACGAAAAACGAUAUUGAUGAGUUAUACACCAUUUUGGGCGGAGAUGUCAAAACGAUAAUUGCUGUGUUAGCUGAAGGGCACGAUGAGCUCAAAACGAGACUUGGACUUGUUGAAGACGAUUUCACCAAAAUAGAAGAUGAAAAUAUGGAUACCGAAAUAGUCGAGGAGAAAGUGAGUAUGCCCGUAGUGAGGGGGAUGAUGAGUGGAGAAAAUGAGAAGAGUUUUGUUGAGCGCAUGAAUGACGAAAUAUCUCUGGCGUCAAGAGAACGUGCGUUUUAUUCGAAGCAAUUAAUUAGCGCGCCAAGGAACUCGAAAAACGCGCACGAGAUUCAAAGUCGUAUUGGAGAGUUGGUUAGAAAAAUCGAAUUCAAACAACAAAACGUUAUUAAUUUAUAUACAAGAAUGUUAAUGAGAAAGACAGCAGAUCAUUCAAAGAGUUGUCUUGAGAUAGAUGUGCACGGGUUUUCUGAGAAAGAAGCAGUUGAGGCACUUGCUCGAUUGUUAAGUGUAGCUGAGUACUCCAAAAUGGGAAUGAUCAGAUUUAUUACUGGAAUUGGAAGACAUAGUGAAAAAGGGUAUUCAGUCAUAAAACAGAGGAUGGCUCUCUAUCUCGUGAGAAACAAAUACCACUUCGAUGAGGAAAAAGGAGCACUUCUCGUCUAUCUGUAA
This is a messenger RNA of Entamoeba invadens IP1, 1173 nucleotides long. RefSeq lists its product as hypothetical. Gene Ontology annotation, molecular function: ubiquitin binding. Lineage: Eukaryota; Evosea; Mastigamoebida; Endamoebidae. Bases 1 to 1173 code for a protein of 390 amino acids. The record is from RefSeq and is a predicted model, not a curated record. The transcript has a single exon.